AUCAGUGUAAACGUUGCAUUGAUUGACUUUUAAAUAUUUUUCUAAACCAAAUCGCCGAGAAAUGUCACUAAAAAAAUAUGACAAGCGAAUUUUGUUAACUGGUGGGGCCGGAUUUAUUGGGUCACACAUGGUCAUUCACCUGGUCAACAAAUACCCUAACUACCUCGUCAUAAAUUUAGAUAAAUUAGAUUAUUGUGCGAGUCUGAAGAAUUUAGAAUGCAUCAAAGAGAAGCCGAACUAUAAAUUCAUCCAAGGCGACAUCUGUGAGCCAGAUUUUAUGAGGUACAUACUGCAAGAGGAAGCCAUUGAUACUGUCCUCCAUUUUGCCGCUCAAUCUCAUGUAGACCAAUCAUUUUGGAGUUCUUUGGACUUCACCCGAACAAAUGUCUACGGCACUCAUGUCCUGGUGAAUGCAUCGUACGAAGCUAAAGUCAAAAGGUUCAUUCACAUCAGUACGGAUGAGGUCUACGGAGGAAGUAGUGAAUGUACGAAUACAGAAUCCUCAAAAAUGAAGCCAACCAAUCCGUAUGCAGCUACGAAGGCGUCUGCCGAGUUUAUGGUCCAAUCAUAUUUUGAGUGUUUCAAAUUCCCGGCCAUCAUCACGAGGUCCAAUAAUAUCUAUGGUCCCCACAAAUACCCUGAAAAUGUCAUUCCAAAGUUCAUCUGCCUGCUGAAGAACGGCAAGAAAUGUUUCAUCCACGGCGACGGCAGCUCCGUGCGCAACUUCCUUUACGUUUCCGACGUCAUAGCCGCUUAUGAUGUCAUACUGCACAGGGGUGUGCCGGGCGAGAUUUACAACGUCGGGUCGGACUUUGCCAUCUCCGUCAUGAAGUUGGCUGAAUAUCUCGUUAAAAAGAUGAAAGGGUCAACGGAAAAUGUCCUAGACCACGUGGAGUUCGUGGAUGACCGCCCCUUCAAUGACCACAGGUACAGCAUGGACUCCACGAAGAUGCAUGCCCUCGGCUGGCGGCCGAUGGUCACGUGGGAAGAGGGGAUCAGUGGGACCAUAGCUUGGUAUAGGGAGAACUUCAACAAUUGGUCGUACGCUGAAGACGCCCUGAGACCCUUCCCACGAGGGUCAAACACCAUGCAAUUGGGUCACACCUCCUCAUUGGCUAAGAGCUUCUGACUUGGCCUACAUAUGACCUUUUGACCUUUAUAUGUGUGCGUCUGUCUAUGCCUGCGUUCAUGUGUUUGUGAGGAUGUGUUUAACCCUACCCUAUGCAAUUUGGUCACACAUUAUUGAAACAUUAUUGUUGGCUGACGUUUUAUACCUUAUGUGUUUGUUUGUUUGUGUGUGUGUUGUUGUGUGUGUUUGUUUCAAAACAUUGCUUGAUUAUAAUUUUAAACAAACAUGUUCAAGUGCUAUGGUUUUAUUUCUUAAUUCGGGUUGUACUUUUUUCUUCGUCCCAGCUUCUAAGUUAUUUUCUAAAUAUAUAUAAACACAUAUAUAAUGAUAUUUAUUAUUUAUUUGUUAGAUAUGUAAUUAUAUGCUAGCUGGUCAUAAUCAUUGUCAUAUUAAAAAUAAUUAUUUAGCAAUAUUUAGUAAAAUGUUU
Helobdella robusta is the source of this 1556-nucleotide messenger RNA. RefSeq lists its product as hypothetical. Bases 62 to 1129 code for a protein of 355 amino acids. The record is from RefSeq and is a predicted model, not a curated record. The transcript is spliced from 10 exons. Gene Ontology annotation, molecular function: dTDP-glucose 4,6-dehydratase activity. Lineage: Eukaryota; Metazoa; Annelida; Clitellata; Rhynchobdellida; Glossiphoniidae. Gene Ontology annotation, biological process: nucleotide-sugar metabolic process.